Molecule: messenger RNA, 363 nt
Organism: Thecamonas trahens ATCC 50062
Lineage: Eukaryota; Apusomonadida; Apusomonadidae
Product: peptidyl-prolyl cis-trans isomerase-like 1
Exons: 2
Coding region: 1-363 (120 amino acids)
Biological process (GO): protein peptidyl-prolyl isomerization
Cellular component (GO): catalytic step 2 spliceosome
Molecular function (GO): peptidyl-prolyl cis-trans isomerase activity
Source: RefSeq, a predicted model, not a curated record
AUGAGCAACGGAGAGUGCGUUGGCGUGCGGUUGGAGACCAACAUGGGCACCUUUGACAUUGAGCUGUACUGGAAGGAGGCGGCGAGGACGUGUGGCAACUUUGCACAACUUGCCGGUAGCGGGUACUACGAUGGCAUCAUUUUCCAUCGCAUCAUUGAUGGCUUUAUGGCGCAGUCUGGUGAUCCCACAGGGACAGGGAGUGGCGGUGAGAGUGUGUACGGCAAGAGGUUUGAGGAUGAGAUCCACGAGAGCCUCCAACACACCGGCGCCGGCAUUGUCUCCAUGGCCAAUUCAGGGCCAAACACAAACGGAUCGCAGUUCUUCAUCACCCUUGCACCGGCUCGAGCGGCAUGGGCGUGGUGA